CCGGGCGGGAACCGAACUAGGUGAACCGCAGUACCGCGUUGUACGACCCGGGGGUUCGGAGUUCGAGUCCCAGGCUUCCGCCUUGUGGUGUCAGACACCUUCGCAAGCCUGUAAGGAGCCGGUAAGGGCUGUUCCUGGCCGGGAAAGAUCUCCAGCGAUCUGAGAAGGAAGAGACGGGAAACACGCGCACGGAAGGCGAUGGCUUGUAACGCUGUGGGAAGAGGAUAUGUGUGGGGCGUUGUAACACUUCUGACGUUAACGUUAAUGCCUGCUGUGAAACUAACACAGAGCCAGGAGCCGUGCAGGUACGUGUACAGAAGCGAUGACGCGCCUGACGGCGUGCUAGCCUCGCCAGGCUUCCCCGCGGACUACCCGGAGCGGCAGUUCUGCACCUACGUCCUGCAGGGAAAGCCUGGGGAGAGGCUACGGCUGAAGUUCAACGCCCUGGAGAUAGAGGGCGCUCCGCACGAGAGUAACAGACCGUGUUUCUUCACCUGUCACCAUGACUACCUGGAGGUGGAGGAGCUGAAUGACGUGGACCAACCAGUGCGCACCCUGGGCCGUUACUGUGGCAACUGCGUCCCACCCACUCUGGUGACGUCACGGCCAAGGGCGCAGCUCACCUUCGUCACGGACGAGACCAAGAACUACGGGGGGUUCCAGGUCGAGUUCAACUUCAUUACCAAUGACUGUGGUGGGACCUACAGGGUAGCUGGAGGGGUGCUGGAGUCGCCUGGCUACCCUGGACCUGUCCCCGCCAGCGUGUUCCAGUGUGAGUGGGUCCUCGAACUGUCCUCUCCCAACAACGACGUGUCCGUGCAGUUCCUGGAUAUGGACAUCGCCUACGAAGAUGCUGAGCUACAGACGUACCAGGUGAAGCAUGACGUCACCGGUGCCCUGGUGAUGGCCGAGCCCGCCAAAAGUUCCGACUCUCCUGACGUCAUGGAAACCAGCCCUGACGCGACGGCGCUCAUCGUCAGUUUUACAUCUAAAACCGGCCGGGGAAGGUUCAGGGCAUCUUGGACCCAGUUCACGCAUGUUCCAGCUAACGGGACGUGUGAGGGUUUCCUGUGCGCGGUGCAUGCCGGUCGCUGCAUCCACUCUGCCCUGGUGUGUAACGGGUUUCCCAACUGCGGCAGCAGAGACAACUCGGACGAACGGGACUGCCAACCUCCGUCAGGAGGAUCAGACAACGUGGUUGUGGGGAUAGUGGUGGCGCUGGUCCUAGCGGUUCUGCUGCUAAUUGCAGCGGCGUGCGUCGGGCACGCCUACAGACAGCGCCAGGUGGACAAGCGGGGCAGGCCGCUGAGGUCAACGGACGCUCGGUCAUCGACCCGGUCCAACAGACGGCUGAAGGAGAACAUGAAAGUGCCGACAGAGGAGGGGGAAGAGGAAGAAGCAAGAGGGUUGACCGACAGGGGCCAGCAUGCGUAG
This is a messenger RNA of Branchiostoma belcheri (Belcher's lancelet), 1434 nucleotides long. RefSeq names its product cubilin-like. NCBI's taxonomy places the organism in Eukaryota, Metazoa, Chordata, Leptocardii, Amphioxiformes, Branchiostomatidae. The transcript is spliced from 8 exons. Gene Ontology annotation, molecular function: protein binding. Bases 199 to 1434 code for a protein of 411 amino acids. The record is from RefSeq and is a predicted model, not a curated record.